This is a messenger RNA of Ceratitis capitata (Mediterranean fruit fly), 2285 nucleotides long. It is a transcript of the gene Nup75, whose product is annotated as nuclear pore complex protein Nup75. Gene Ontology annotation, biological process: mRNA export from nucleus; protein import into nucleus; positive regulation of DNA-templated transcription. Gene Ontology annotation, molecular function: structural constituent of nuclear pore. Gene Ontology annotation, cellular component: nuclear pore outer ring. The transcript has 10 exons. The record is from RefSeq and is a predicted model, not a curated record. Bases 166 to 2199 code for a protein of 677 amino acids. Lineage: Eukaryota; Metazoa; Arthropoda; Insecta; Diptera; Tephritidae.
CGUAUUUCACAAGUGUUAAGUCUGGCAUAUAGAUACGUCACAAUUGACAUCUCUGCUUUUAACACUCAAUAAAAUUGUCAAAAUCUGUCAAUAGUGCAACCGCCAAAUCUGUACAUUUGUCCAAAACAGAUUUUGUUUGGCAAAAAAAGACAACAAUUAAUAAAAAUGCAGGAGGAUCAGCCUAUUUUGUUUGCGGUUGUCGACCCCUUAAGCUGUCGGUAUGCAAACACGCUCUCUGGUCAAUUCGUUUCUGGUAAUAAAGUAGCAUUAUCUGCUUACCGACCAAUUACCAGUACCACAGUCGAUGCACCAACCGAAUUUGCGGGUAAAGAUGAUGUAUUAAUACACAUGCUACAGCAGGAGUUCAUCUUUGAUGAUCCCAUACUACGCAGUCUUGUGGCUGAAGCAAAUUCGACAUUUGUUGCACUUCAAGAGCUUAAAAAACGCGGUUCCAAAACGGAAUAUAUUAAAAUAUCACGCACAUAUCGCAGCAUUGUACGGGCCUGCUUAGAAAAAUUACAAGAAGCUACAGUAAACGCAGAAGAAAGGGACGAUGUCGAUGCUCAAGCCAAAUAUCAGCAGUAUAUUUCAAUAUUUUAUUCUAUUGAAUGUGUUUGGCAUUUAAGUGAAAUAUUAUUCCUCGAUCCUACACCGUCCAAUGCGGUAGUGCCACAAUUGCUUGACUGGAUAAGAUUUCAUUUUCCUGCAGCAGAGCGUAUGGCAACCGAUCUGCUUUUGUUGGGUCGAGAAGCCAGUGACAGUGAUGAUUAUUGGCCAGCUCUUAAGGGUCUAAUAAUUCAAGGGCAAGUGGACGUGGCACGUGCUUUACUACAUCUGCAUCCGCAAGUUGAAACUGCACACUUCAAAUUAACUGAUCAGAUUUUGAAAUCAAUGCCCACAUAUACUCAUCAUGGUGGUACUUCGAUUCAAAAAUUCCGCUCUCAAUGGCAGUAUUGGCUAACCGACACAGAAAGAAAGGUUUCAGCGAAUAUCCUCGCCAUUGAACCGAAUCUUGAGGAACUGAUACAAUUAGUUACAGGAGAUACGCAAAUCUGGAAUACACAAAUACAAGAAAGCGAAUAUUGGUAUGAAUUUUUUCCUGGAUAUCUUUUCUUUACGAAUCCUGCUUGUAAGCACUUUGAAUUGGGCAACGCUGCCAACACAUGGCUAUCGCGUUGGGCUCGCCUUAAAGGGCAUACUAGUAAUGAAUUGCAAAUGAAACAUCUGGAUCGCGUCAUACUCAACCUAAUGGAAAACGACAUGCAUCAAGUGAUCCAUGCCAUACAGUUGAUGGCUGAUAAUCAAUGGUUUGUAACGCAUUUAACUGACCUGCUCUAUAAUUGCGGUCAAUUGCAAAUAGUGGGUGAAAAUCAAGUCAAUGAAUGCAUAAAAUUGCGUGAUUCUUUGCUUUAUGAUUUUGGAAGUUCUCUAAUGUCGCGUAACGCCUUGUGGCAAUUAGGUAUGGACUAUCUGGAUCAUUGUGGUCAGGAGGGUCAAGCUGCAUUAGCAUUGCUGCUCGCCAAAAUACCUUUUCGUACAGAGAAACAAGCGUUGAAAAUUAUUGCCAUCGCCCAAAAGAAAAGAUUUUUCGAAGUUGAACAAGAAAUAUGUAAAAUUCAAUCGAAAAAAUCACUCAACGAGCAACGUUAUGGAAAUGCUUUAGAGUGGGCUAUACGCUCAAGGGACACACUCUAUGUAACAUCAAUAGCAGACUUUCUAUUAAACCAUUAUUCAAAAACCGGCGAUAUGCUCUGCCCAGACGCUAUUGCCAAUAUAGGCGCCAAAAUGUUCAUCAGCCCACGUUUGGUAUUUUUGGUGAAAUAUUUCGAUUUCUACCAAUUCUAUCGUAAAAGAGAUUUCCUUCCUGCAGCCGAGCUGCUCGUGAAUUUAUUAGAAUCGAAGAUUACGCCAGAAUAUUUUUGGCCUUCAUUACUCAUUGAUUCCAUUCCACUACUCGAGUCGAAGGAUCCAAAAAUACUCUCUAAAGAGACUUGCGCCAUUUUACAUCAUUUAGAAACGGAAUUGGUGCCCUUAAUUGAUAAAAAGAAGAAGCGUCUAGAAAAGUAUCCCGAUGAACCUAUUGGCAUUCUAAAGGAUUAUCGUAUUGAAAAUAUUGAGGAGAUCAUCAACUUACUACGUUUAGCUUGUGCACGCAAUUUAUCACGCGCCAUUAUAAUUGAAAAUACUGUUAUGGGUUGAAUACUAGUCUCAUUUAAUAUUUAUUGUUUAAAAUUUAAACCUUAAAUACAAAUUGGUUUACACGUCCAAAUUAUUUUCACAUUCAA